AGAGGUAGCUACUACCGAACUCCGUCACCGGCCGGCUCUAUAAAUACUGCUCGUGUUCUAGCUAAUUUGCAAGCUAUUACACCAGGCCAAGGAGAUAUAGUAUCGCACCAUACGGAUCAUCAAUUUGUAGGAGGUAAGGUCGCGAUCGGGAUCAUGCUGUUGCAGACAAGGAUGGGAAGUGGCCGUAGCAGUGGCAGUGAUCAUGAUCCGGUGCUCCCGCCGGGGUACCGGUUCUACCCGACGGAGGAGGAGCUGCUGGGCUUCUACCUCCGCCACCGCCUCGCCGGCACCAGGGCCCAGGUCGAGCACUUCAUCCCCGUCGUCGACAUCUACAGCUACCAUCCCGCCCAGCUCCAGGCCAUGGCCGGGGCCGCGAACGUGGGCGACAAGGAGCAGUGGUUCUUCUUCUGCCCGCGCGCGGAGCGGGAGCUGAGCGGCGGCCGGCCCGCGCGCACCACGCCGACGGGGUACUGGAAGGCCACGGGGUCGCCGUCCUACGUCUACUCCGCGCCGGCCAGCCGCGUCAUCGGGGAGAAGCGGACCAUGGUCUUCUACGAGGGCCGCGCGCCCACGGGCACCAAGACCCGCUGGAAGAUGAACGAGUACAAGGCCGUCGCCGCCGACGAUGCGCCGCCGCCGGCGGGGGCACCCGCCGUCAGGGUACGUACGUACGUGCUGCAUCUGCGGAACGAGUUCAGCGUGUGCCGCGUGUACACCAGCAACGGCACGCUGAGGUCCUUCGACCGCCGGCCCCUCAACCCGCCUGCCGGCGGCGGCCUCGAUCAAGCCGCUGCCCACCGCUGCCAACAACAAGAAGCUCUACUGGUACCGCCGCCGCCGCCGCCGGCGAGCCAGAUGGCCGCAGUCGACGCGGUCGCAGCCAGCAACGGGCAGUCGUCAGAGCACUCCCACGGCAGCCCGUCGUCGUCGGGGUCGCUAGGGGUCGUCGUGGAUGGAGCAGAAGACGCCGCCGCGGCCAUCGACUGGGACGCGCUGAUUCCUCCUGUUGAUUUUCUCCGCUUCAGCGUCGAUGACUUGAGCCAUGUCGUCUGGCCCCCGAAUUGACGCGUACCUCGUGCGAUUGUAGGUCAAAUAAUCAGGUGAUUAAGAGAUUAAUGGUUCGAUUAGUAGCGUGGUUAGCAAGGUAGGAACGUGCUAAACCAAAAG
This is a messenger RNA of Panicum hallii, 1167 nucleotides long. RefSeq names its product NAC domain-containing protein 90-like. Gene Ontology annotation, biological process: regulation of DNA-templated transcription. Gene Ontology annotation, molecular function: DNA binding. The coding region runs from base 154 to 1065 and encodes 303 amino acids. NCBI's taxonomy places the organism in Eukaryota, Viridiplantae, Streptophyta, Magnoliopsida, Poales, Poaceae. The record is from RefSeq and is a predicted model, not a curated record. The transcript is spliced from 3 exons.